This is a messenger RNA of Puma concolor (puma), 1315 nucleotides long. It is a transcript of the gene HYAL3, whose product is annotated as hyaluronidase 3. Gene Ontology annotation, molecular function: hyalurononglucosaminidase activity. Gene Ontology annotation, cellular component: acrosomal vesicle. Gene Ontology annotation, biological process: hyaluronan catabolic process; carbohydrate metabolic process. The record is from RefSeq and is a predicted model, not a curated record. Lineage: Eukaryota; Metazoa; Chordata; Mammalia; Carnivora; Felidae.
GUCCAGAGCUGUAGCUGCUGCGGAGGUGGCCGAUGCAGGUUUCUGUCCCUGGGGCAUGAUCAUGCAGCUGGGCCUCGCCCUGGUACUAGGAAUGGCCCUGUGCCUGGGGUGUGGCCAGCCCCUGCUGUGGGCUCCUGAACGUCCCUUCUCUGUGCUAUGGAACAUACCCUCAGCACACUGUAAGACUCGCUUUGGUGUGCACCUGCCACUAGAGGCUCUGGGCAUCACAGCCAACCGUGGCCAGCGUUUCCAUGGCCAGAACAUCACCAUCUUCUACAAGAACCAGCUUGGCUUCUAUCCCUACCUUGGGCCCAGGGGCACAGCUCAUAACGGGGGCAUCCCCCAGGUUGUCCCUCUUGACCGCCACCUGGCACGGGCUGCCUACCAGAUCCAUCUCAGCCUAGAACGUGGCUUUGCUGGCCUGGCAGUGCUGGACUGGGAAGAGUGGUGUCCACUCUGGGCCGGGAACUGGGGCCGCCGCCGAGCCUACCAGGAAGCUUCAUGGGCUUGGGCACAGCGGGUAUUCCCCCACCUGAACCCCCAGGAGCAGCUCCACAAGGCCCGUGCUGGCUUUGAACAGGCAGCCCGUGCCCUGAUGGAGGACACACUACGGCUAGGCCAGGCACUGAAGCCCCAUGGGUUCUGGGGCUUCUAUCGCUUCCCAGCCUGUGGCAAUGGCUGGCAUGGUACAGCUUUCAAUUACACAGGCCACUGCCACCCAGCCACUCUAGCCCGAAACACACGACUGCAUUGGCUCUGGGCUGCCUCCAGCUCCCUCUUCCCCAGCAUUUACCUCCCACCCAAGCUGCCACCUAUUCACCACCAGGCAUUUGUCCGAUACCGCCUGGAAGAAGCCUUCCGUGUGGCCCUUGUUGGGCACCCACAUCCCCUGCCUGUCCUGGCCUAUGCCCGCCUCACAUACCGGCAUUCUGGGAGGUUCCUGUCCCAGGAUGACCUCGUGCAGACCAUUGGUGUGACCGCAGCACUAGGGGCAGCCGGCGUGGUGCUCUGGGGGGACCUGAGCUUCUCCAGCUCUGAGGAGAAGUGCUGGCAUCUCCAUGACUACCUACUGGGCACCCUGGGUCCCUAUGUAAUCAAUGUGACCAGGGCAGCCAUAACCUGCAGUCACCAGCGGUGCCAUGGCCAUGGGCGUUGUGCCCGCCAAGAUGGAGGACAGCUGGAAGCCUUUCUGCAUCUGCAGCCAGAUGGCAGCCCUGGAGCUUGGGAGUCCUUUAGCUGCCGUUGUUACCCGGGCUGGGCUGGCCCUACCUGCCAGGAGCCUAGACCUGAGCCUAGGCCUGAAGAAGCAACAUAA